GCAAGAGACUCCCACAAGCCUCGCCAUCGCAGAUUUGGACGGCCGCGUACAGUCCGUGCAGUUUGCCGGAGAGGAUCUGAACAUGGGAACUCUGACAGGCAGUGUUCGAUUCAAUUUUCCAUCUGCUGGCGAAGCGCAGCUCAGUCAAUACGCCUUGCACCGAGAUCAUGACACGUAUGUUGCUUUGUAA
This is a messenger RNA of Symbiodinium necroappetens, 190 nucleotides long. The record is from the annotation of a GenBank genome assembly. NCBI's taxonomy places the organism in Eukaryota, Dinophyceae, Suessiales, Symbiodiniaceae.